Molecule: messenger RNA, 2025 nt
Organism: Anopheles funestus (African malaria mosquito)
Lineage: Eukaryota; Metazoa; Arthropoda; Insecta; Diptera; Culicidae
Product: N(G),N(G)-dimethylarginine dimethylaminohydrolase 1
Exons: 6
Coding region: 294-1169 (291 amino acids)
Biological process (GO): positive regulation of nitric oxide biosynthetic process; arginine metabolic process
Molecular function (GO): dimethylargininase activity; amino acid binding
Source: RefSeq, a predicted model, not a curated record
CCAAUUUAGAAUAGUACAAUUUCGUUUUCCUGGUCACAAAGGCAGUAAGGCUAAUCGAUUGGUUGAGUGCAAAACUUAGGGUGCGUCCAAUGUCGGUGUUUGCCGUUUGAAUGUGUAUUUAAGUUGUGUGUGUUCUUUCCCUUCCAAUAACACGCUUCCCGUAAGAUUAAAGUGUAGAGCGUCUGUUUUGUAUAUUAAAUGUGCUCAUAGUACCCCAUUCGGUAGCUAACUACUCUAUCAUUUGUCCGGCAUCCGUACUAAUUUGGUCAACGUGAAAACAUAUUUAGUUAGGCAUGGCGUCACCCUUCCGUUAUACUCACGCAAUCACUGCCAGAAUUCCAUUAUCCUUAAGAACACGUGGAGAAAUCGAUCUGGAGGAGGCCAAACUGCAGCAUGAAAGUUAUGUGAAAAUGCUACGUGAUCUAGGACUGGAUGUGAUAGAACUGCCACCGGACGAAAAUCUCCCUGAAUGUCCGUUCGUCGAAGACUGUGCCGUAGUUUGUAAUGGAAUAGCACUAAUUUGUCGACCUGGUGAUCCUCAUCGGGUGCAGGAAGUUGAAGCUGUACGGGCUGUACUGAAGAAGGAACUGGAUCUUCCCUUAGCCGAAAUAGCCGAUCCAAACGCUAGACUGGACGGCGGCGAUGUACUCUUUACUGGGCGCGAGUUUUUCGUUGGUCUCAGUAAGUGGACCAACGAGGCUGGUGCACGAGCAGUGGCGGCCGCCUUUCCAGAGUAUCCUUGUGUGCCGAUAAAGGUAGAAGACGUAGACGAUGUGGUGAAUCCUAUUACGUUGGAUUUAGUCAGUGGAGUGAUUCAGGUAUCAGAGCAUCAUCAUCUCAAGUAUUAUGUUUCCAUGGGAGGGCCAGAUGUGCUUUGUGUUAGCCGCAGCAAGGAGUCACAAGAGAUCUUGAAACGGAUCGAAAGGGAAGCUACUUUUACAUACCACACGCUGACACUGCAGGAAGAAGCAGCUGCUAAUGUUCUGUACAUCAACGGCACGCUUGUUACAAGAUCUGUCGAUGAAAUUCCAAUUUCAACGCAGAUUUUAUCGCAGAAAAUCGACAAUCCACGCCAGAUGCUGUACAUGUCCGAACUGGGCAAGUUUUCCAACGGUCUUACUGCUUGCUCCAUUCUGGUGAAACGUUCCAAGCAUAUUAAAAGUCUGUAAGAUAAGCAUCGACACAAUCUCUACGGGAUACGUUACAUUUUUCUUGUUUGAUAUUUAACUUAUUUUGUCUUCGGUAUCGUCAAAAAACGAAACAAACCCCUAUAUUUGCGUACCUAUAUUCCAAUAACCGAGGAACUAUGAUUGUAUCAGAGAUUAGGGAUUCCUAAAAAUGAAUAGUUCUUAUUAUUUAUUUUUUAUGUAACUUUUUCUUGUAAGCUGUGCGUCUCUAGCAACGCAUGUUACUACAUUUUAAAAGCACUAAGUUUACAUUUCAUGUCAAACGUAUUCGUACCGCUGGCAACAACAAUCAACGUUGGUACUGCAUUAGCUCGUUUAACUACAAAUGUCGCUUCUAGAAGUUUUUGGGCGAUGCUUCGUAAUUCUAUUUCAAACGCACAUAUGUAUUUUUACUUGGCAUGCUACGGCAUAACAAAGGAAAAAUUAAACUUCUUUGCUUGGCAUCUGUCGAUACUAGUCACCUAAAUGGGCAUUAUAACCAUAUUGUGACCAUUAACUCCAAUUCAUGAUCUGCGCUUUCGAAGCUUGUUUUGAAUAAACUUUUUUUUAUAAACAUAAACAUUCGUUCCACUGAUAUUAACCUGAAAGCAAUCUCUACUAAAAUUUAACUCUAAAAAUAAAUCGAUAUUUUGGAUUCCGCCUAACUUGUUGGUUGUGGAGAAAAGAUGAGCAAAAGAACAAUAUUUACAGUCCUAGAUUUUAGUUCCGAAAACAGGUACAUUUUGUGUGCUCACGGAAACCAACACAACACAAUAAUUCUUCUCUAAUAUACCUGUACGUUACAUACCAACUUAAAUCUUCUGGCAAAUGAAUAAAGAUGAUUGUAGCUUCUUCAUAA